AUGGCGGUGACACACCAGUUUUCUGUAGAGGCCAUUCUCCGUCUGGGUGGUAAGCAGCAUUCAUUUUUAAGCUCUUUUUAUGUGAAAUGUGGCAGUACUCUUCCAAGUGAAGACUGAAAACAGCCAGCGACCACUCCGAUGAGACUUGCUGGGGACAUAGUCGCCGACCUCAUGAAGUGUUAGCCGAAAUUCUGAAAUGCGCUUUUGAUCAGAAAAGGUAACAUAGGUGCAGUUGUAGAACCGAUUAUCAUGCGGCAAAAUGUUGUGACAUUUCGGGCUCCUUAGAAUGUUGGCUUUUGAAUGCACUUCUUUUCUACCUCCUGUGAAAAUCACGCUUGGCAAAAAUGACUAUUAAGUUAUUAUUCAUUUUUCAUAUUAACUUUCGGAGUCCUUAUAUUUCAUAGAAAGUAUGCAUAAAAGUAUGCUUUAGUUUACUCAUCCGCUAGCCAGUCACGUCACUUUCACAAUUUAUACCCGAAAAAGGGCAUGUUUGGUUUUUUGAAAAAGUUCCCCACUACCGAAUAAUUUCGAGCCAGAUCAGCCAUUGCGUUAGCGUCUAGCAAUUUCAGUCUGCAAGGAAAAUCAUACAUUCCGCUAUGCCUUUAAGAAGAAACCAUGUGGAACUCGUAACAUUUGGCAAUGGAUGCGGACUUCGUUGUAUACCACAUAAGAAGCAUUAAUAAAUACAGAGGUACGAUGUUGCGCUAAUGGGCAUUGCACAAUUUUGAAGAUCGCAUAAUUAGAAGUUUUCUAAAAAAUCAAAAGGCACUUUUUCUCCAAGUAUAAAAUUUUAAGAAAACGUAGUCUGCUACCAAAUAAGUACAAGAAAGAAUAUUUUGUGCGUGUUUUCUGCUAAAUUUAUUGGAAUUUAUAAAGCAACGCAAGUCAAUGAGAAAAACGCAUAGUACUUUAGUAGUCAUUUUGUCAAGUGCGGUUUUUACAGGAGGAAGGAAAGAGGCGCGUCCAAAAGCCAACAUCCUUCCAAGUCGGAAAUUUCAUAGAUUAUGGCGCGUGCUAAUCAAUAUUACAAUCCCAUCUGUGUCAUCCUUCCUAAUCAAAAACGCAUUCCAGAAUUUUGACAAACAUUUCAUGAGAUCGGCCACUGAAUUUGUACAUGUAUAAGUAUUUUAAGGAAAUAAGUUCUUUGCAACGGGAUAACAAACUUUAUUUCGUAAGUUUUUGACUCUGGUUUCUCAGGCCAACCUCACACGUGAAGCAACAGUACAAAACUGUCAAAUUUUAAACAGGUUUAACAACUGACAUCGCCUUGUCGUUCCUGCCAGUCGGCCUUUAUCAUAGAUAGGCAUCGCGUCCUGAUUGGCUAUCAUCUUUUUCCUUUUUCCUUGUGAUUAAUGUACACAUUGUCUAUGUCGAUGUAUCAGUUGAUGCAUGCUUUUUCAGAAUGUGUGGUCCCGAAAAUCUCUCGUCCUUUCUUAGAUGCACAGACACAAAAUAAUGCGAGUUUUGUGCUAAGCGAAUUUAUGUUUAGUUUCCAGUGCUUGCACGGGAACUUGUGACAAGUGGUCUUGCCUUUUUACUGCCAGCUGAUGACCAUGUAUGCGUCUAGAAGCUGAUUUUCCAGUCUGGCCUAAAUAAACAGCAUUGCAGGUGUCGCAUGAUAUCUUAUAGACGAUUUUUGUCAAAAUAUCGAACGUUAUCCUCAGGGUGGCAGGCCGAAUGCGUAGAUUAGUCGUCGGCUUGUGCGCCGCAUGUAUUUACCGCCUCCUCAGGUGUCUUUUGAUGAGCUUGGACAUUUUCAUGUGAAAAAUUAAGCACCUGAUUGGAACAGGCUCUUUUCUUGUCUUUUUUUCCUAAAUCUCGUUGCUUCAUACAUCGACGAACAGAAUCUCUAGGAUGCCCAUUCUUGGAAAACAGGUUAGACAAAUAAUUUAAUUCGGCACCGGUAAGGUGUAUGACCCCCAAUUAACUUGAGCUAGCCUGUGGACUGUGAUAUACGUUGAGUGGUGGUAGAGGUGGUUUUACGUGUGGGCCAGCACACAGGACGGAGAGCAAGAAGUCACAGAAAAUCUAUCAAUUUCUGCCGAAAGUCUUAUCGUAGACUGUCAUUUGGCAAAGACAAUGAGCAAGGUAAUUAAAAAAGGAAAAAAACACUUUUGAAGAAAUAACGGACUUUGAAUAAAUGCUGAUGAUAAGUUUACACUUAGUCAAAAAGGCAAAUAAAUCUCAACCAAUGGGAACGGUGAAUAAUAAAUGAUGUUCACAGUCACACUGAAUUUUAGGGUAUAUUUUUUGGAGUUGCCAUGCACUUUUGGGCCCUGCAUCCUAUCGUUGCCUUUAGUUCCGCUCGGUAACUUUCGUUGUCAGAGCAGAGAGAUAUCGCUCGAUUAAGGAGCCUGUUAACGACACUCUUUUUUUAAACGAUAGGGUGAUUGCUCUCAUAAUGCAAAAGAACUGAUGUGUAAAACGUCCCGUGAGUUCUUCUCGCUUCAAGGAAAUCAAGAAAUGAGAGUUUGUCAUCAACCUCUUUUUUGAGUGUGAAUGUUAUUCCUGGAAGUGUUUAGCUAACAAUGCUACGGAUAAUUUCCAGUUUAUCUCUUUCAGCAUCAACGAAGGUACUAUCAAUAGUUAGGGUUAACUAGUGGUAGUGCGACAGCUUCUAAUCUUUACCUGUUGACUUCUUCAAGAAAAUCAGAGAUGGGUGAUCCCAUAGACUUCUUUCAGCUUUUGAUAGUAUUUCUGUGCAAGUAAAAAGUCCUUUUUAGACAUAGAUUGAAGAGUUCUAGCAAAACAGGAGAGUAAAAACCCAUUUCGUAGAAGUGGAGAGUUUAUUCUGUGCACUACCUCGCAAAAUCCAGUGAAGAAUGAGAGACAACAGCAAAUGUUACCAUCAUCUAAUCUGCUGCAAUUUUGAGUCCUUAUAAUUUGUCCAGAAAUGCUACUGAAUCCUUGACUGACGUUGCACAAUCCUUUGCCAGUAGAUUUUGUGGAACAGCCAGUUAGAAAUCUUGUGAGUAGGUGCAUCGAUUGACGAUAUUAUCAGUCGCAGUGGUAUUUCGGGUUUGGAAGUCUUAGGCAGUCCAGUGAUCUUAGCGACGAUUAUUCCAUUUUGUCGCAGGGAUUCGGCAAUGUCACCUGAUAUAUGGUUCUUCCCGGUAAGAGGUUUUAGAAUAUUUUCAAAAAUUGUACUCUGAGCUACGGUGGGAUGGUUUGCACAGUGCUUCCAACAAAAGUACUAUCUAAGUCAUUCUGACAGACAGUUAGCACGCAUGGAGACGAAUGCCCGAGUUCCAGGUGAAGAAGAAGAAGAAGAAGAAGAAGAAGAAGAAGAAGAAGAAGAAGAAGAAGAAGAAGAAGAAGAAGACGAAGAAGAGGCAGACCGACUGGCCGAUUGAUCGAACUCUUACACGAGUUCAUCAUCAGAGAUGACAGCAGCAGCAGCAGCAGCAGCAGCAGAACAAGUGACAGAUAUGGGACGUAGUAAACAAUUGGCGACCAGCGCCGCAGGUCUGUAUGCCGAAACCAGAUUUAUGGGGUUCACGUCAAAGGUUCGACCUUUAGUUAAAUCUUGACUUUUCUUGCAUCCGGCGCGGGUCAGUGUUUUCGCGCAAAGGAGGCGCAGUUGCUGGGGCGAGGGAUUAAUUCGCCUAACAUUUCGCAGAUGGAAGUGGGCGCAAUCCAGAAGACGAAGAUGUGAUCGCUGAAACAUGAAAUUUAUUGGCCUGACGUUUCGGAUUCUCACUCGAGCCCAUCAUCAGAGACAGUUGCAGACGGAAGUGGGCGCAAUCGCUGGCAAGUCCAACCGACCCGUCUUCGCGUGCCACGCGCGAUCUGAUUUUCACCGCAUAUACUUGGUGAGAGGUCUCGGGCUUCGCGUACUUGAGGUUGGGGUAUAAUGACGGCAAUGAAGGGGCUAAUUGAAGCCCAACGCUCGAUUUUGAGGUGGACGGUGUUAUUCCUUUGUUAUGACCCGGGAAAAAAAGGUAGGACAGAAAGAGUGCCGGUUCAGAGGACAAGCACUUUAUUGGUAACUUGCGGACACGAGGGGUUGCAACUCGUAGGAAAAAUACGCUAUUUAUAUUGGCUCCUGUGCGCUCUGGAACAUUCCGUCCAAUCACGUGCCAGCCGUUGAGGGCGUUCUAGAAUGUUCCUGACCCGGACGUGCUGGUCGCUGAUUGGCCACCGCGUGCGCGAUAGCCCCCCCUCCUCCCCCGCGGAAACGUCUGGAAUGUUCGACCAGCCAUUGGUUGUGCCGCACACGUGAGCAAAGCCACCACACGUGCUCGACGCUGCAGUGCACGCCGGUCGGCCGUCCAACUUCACACGUGUCUCACGCCGCCGGCUUGGUCCCCUGUUCAACGCAUUAGGCCGUGGCUUUACGCCGCUUGCACUCUCCAUAACAUCCUUCAUUAGGGAAUCUUCCAAACCACACGUCUCAACGCGUCCUGAUAGGUUCAACCGUGUCAGUAAGGAUUACAAUUUCGCUUUGUCAGUUUCAGGUUCUCUUACCUCUCCCACCUGCCAGGGGGCUGGUUAAGACCAAGCCAACUGCUACUGCCCUUGGAACCCGUGGCCGACAGAGCCAAACAACCUAUCAGGGCGCACCACACAAGACACGGGGGUGGUACUAUAAUAAAAGACUGCUUGUAGGCGUUAGGACUGCUUUUCAGGGCGUGAAAUCACACAAAUUAAGCUUAAACAUUACGGUCGCUAUGUUGAUGAUAUCUUUGCAAUUGCCACUGCAGAAACCGACGUAGCUACCCUAUUAGAUGGUGCAAAUCAGGCACAUCCCUCGAUCACAUUUAUGCUGGAGCUCGAAACGGCCGGUUCGCUCCCUUUCUUAGAUGUUCUUCUAAGCAGGAGACCUGACGGGGGUGUCCGAAGAAGCGUCUAUCGGAAGAAAACCUGGUCUGGAUAAUACAUGAACAUCGCCAGUUUCGUACUCCUCAAAAUAAAACGAAAUCUAGUCCGAUGUUUGGCAGAAAGAGCUAGAAAAAUUUGCUCAGCAGAUAGCAUCGAUGAGGAGCCCAGAAAACUCCUGGACUUCCUUCGCGAAAACGGUAUCCUGACAGGUUUAUUGCAAAGAACAUUACCGAACGACCUCCAUGCCGACCGCCGACAAGAAAACUUCGUUCCUCAAAGUCUCUUUCCAAGGAGACUCUGCGAGUGAACCCUUAAAGAGGCGCCUUGAUCAAGCUGUCUCGCGAACCUUCCCAGCAGCAAGGGUUCAAAUAGCAUUCUCUACUAACCCUUUUUUACGCGGAGAAGGUAAGCAUAAUUUGUCACCGCAGAACACCUCAAUGUGCUCCUGUGGAGAAGGUUAUAUUGGUCGCACGAGUCGACGCUUAUCCAAGGGAAUACGGGAAGACCUCUCGGCAUGGCUUGGAAAAGGAGAAACGAGGAGCAUAAGCAGCGCCAUUCUCGCGCAUGUUGUCGAUUCCGGACAUCGCAUGGACCCCAACGAAGCUUUUCGUGUGAUUUAUAAGGUCCCAUCGAGCUACCCUAAGCUACUAGGUCAGCGUUUGUUAGCGACAACAGAAGCGGCCGCCAUUAGGUUACGAAAGCCAAUCUUAUGCGCACGGAAGAACCACGUUCAGGCUGCGCGCCUACAGUGGUCGAAGGUCGACUGACGCUGCAACUCUCCCCGCGCCCUUCCUCUCUCACACCGCCCCUGACAGUGACUGCUAUUACCCCCUCCCCCACAUUCCCACACUUCGCCUGCGUUUUAAGGAGAACUUUUAUCGAUUUCUCUUAUCGCUGAAAUGUUUUACUUCUACCCCGUUCCCAUAUAGCUGUAUUGGCCCGGCGAGAAUUUAUCCAAUGCUACGUAUGCUCGCCAGCUCGUCUUCUAACAAAUUAAUAAGUUUGAAUUUCAAAAAAGAGGACACCUUUCUGUUUUUUGAAAAUAACGCCGCUGUUUACAUUUCGCUUUACGCGACAUGUUCAAAACGAAGAACCAACUUCCAAGUUAACGUGGGCUAGUUUGAUAAAGGACUCCUGUUUAAAUUAAAGUCAUUUAGAGGGAAAAUAAGUACUGCUGUUCAAAUACAGUCUAAGACAUUUAUUAGCACAGGAAUUCCCUUGAAAGUAAGGGAAUGUUAAUUUUCACUGGAAUGUGUAAAUUUUGCCCGACAAAAAAUGCUUAAAAACAUAUUUUACGUCAGAAAAAUACUUUUUUGCGGAACGUGACGGGCGAAAAAGAUAAUCAACGUUUGAUUUUUUCCGAGAUGAUCAUUUGGAUUUCAGUCCCCACGUUUCAUGAGUUACGCCAAUUAACGUACACUAAAUAAGUCACAAGUAGACAUCCCAGCCCCCAAUAUCUACUUAAAAUAUUAUAUCUUGAUAAGGACUUGUUGAUCACCACGUAACCACCUGAAAAACGAAAAGCUCAAAUAUCCCUCACUUUAGAAAAUUUGAAUUGUUUUAAUCGAGCAUAUAUUGCUUUAAGAUAACGAAUUUGGCCAGGGUUCGACAUUUGGCACAGCGCCUACGCAAGGGAUGGAACAGAUGCCCUCGAAAUUCGAACGACGGAAAGAACGCGUAAGGCCUGUGCGACUUCCCAAGCGAUGCAAUGUGGGCAAGAGACCCCGGAGAACCCCACUGGAAUGCAAUCAGGCCAGAAGAAGGCGGACCUGCUUCUCACACACGCAGUUAGCCGGACUUGAAGGCUACUUCUGUGCACAAAAAUACCUCAGCGUGUCUGACAGAGCACUUCUGGCUACCCGUCUUGGUCUUAAAGAGACCCAAGUGAAGACCUGGUACCAGAAUCGAAGGUAGGUGGAGUGGAGUUUAUUGUAGAGAACACGAGCCACUGUGUUUAGUGUGACAAAUACAGACUUAAGACAGCUUGCCUCUCUCAAAUGGCUUUAUUUCGGUCUGAAAGGCUGCUUAUGUUUACCCGUGCAGCCUCUCCAACUUUAUAUAUUCCGAGUUUGUACCUACUUAAUAUAAGGCAGUAGACAUUUUUACUUCUUUGUAAAUUCUACCUCGGCGCAGACGAGACUGCAUUAGCUAAACACUAAUUUGCAGACCUGCCUUCCGUCUUGACGGGCUGACGAUGGCUAAUAAGCCAGAAAUUGCCAUUCCAGUCUCCCUUGUCCUUGUCGGUAAUAUCAUUCUGCCCGUAUCAUGCGCCGCUGUGUGGCUGUUGUUUGGGCUCGAGACACAACGGAACGAGUGAGUUCCGUAAGAACGAUCGGUGAGCGCCCGCUACCAUUAUAAACAUAUAUUUGUUGAAAAGAGACGGGUUCUGUGGGACAAGAGGAUUUUUUGCGUAAGUUUUCGACGCUGGUCCCUAGGUCUUUGUCAGACACAAACUGAGAGCAAACGUGAAAGCAUGAACCAGCUAACGUCACGAGUACACAUAAAAUCGAUACUUGCAUGGCGUGUGCGUUGGUAGGCGGCCGCCGUGUGUCAGCCUGAUCUGGUUGGCUCCUUUCUCUUCCAUUUCUUCUUCAGGUUUCUGUACACGGCAUCCAAAUGGACGAGACUGCAUUAGCUAAACACUAAUUCACAGACAGCCUUCUGUAUAAAUUCCUCGAACGUAAUUCACUGCAUCGUCCAAACAUAUAAACUUUACCUUUAUGAUGUUAAAGCUGAAUGUCAUGUUUUUCAUUAAUAAGAACAAAGUGGAAACGCCAACUUCUUAUCUUCCGUGAUUCGGUCUUUGGUCCCCAGCUGGAUUACUUAAGAGCGCAACAAUCUUCAGUCUUUUUCUCGAAGUUCAGUUCAGCAGACGUCAGCAGGCCAGUAUCACCUCAGCUGGCUAAAGCAACUGCGAAUAUGACCGGAGGCUUCCUGAACAGUCCCCAAAUAUUCAACAUAAAUGGCUCCUGGAGAUUUUAGGAGGAUAUUUCCAUUCGACUGCGUUAUAUCUACUUUUUGUAAUUUCCAAACCGCUAUAAAAUAAUAAUGCUUGACCUGGAGUUAGUGUUUGGUUUCAGUGGUGCCUCUGGCCUCCAGACUGACUGUAUAGAACGUUUAUCAUAAAUUAAAGCGUUUGUGUGAAUUUAAUUCUUAAAUUUUGAUUUGUCAGGGUUGUCAGACCAUGAAAAGAAAAUAUGCCAAAGUGAGUCCUUUUAAUAAAUCUUGCCCCACUCGAGUACGUAAAAGUCGUGACUGAACCACGGCUUAGCGAUUCCUGAGUUAGCUAACGUAUGUUUUCGGUCGAUUUGUUACUCAUUCCUUUGACAAGUGGAAAUUCAGAAUGCUCAUAGAUCGUCAUCUAUCAUAUUAAGAAUUGAGAAUUGUUUUCAGUCAGUUAGUAUGACUGUGACUCCUACCACCAUCCAAAAAAUGGCCUCCUGGUAGAUGGCGUUUCGAGGGCGAUUUAAGGAAACACACGGUCCGGUUGAUGUAAUGAGAAGUUAGCUAAUAGUGUUAAGUUGUUGUUCUUGAAUUCGAAUAAACACGAGUCCCGACAACGGUCCAGAUUAAUAUGUGCAAAUAUCCAUAUCCUUCUAUUCUGGCCUUAUAUUUCUUAACUCGAACACGAGAAUGACCAUCAGUGCUCUGGAGGAGGAGGAGGAGAAGAAGAAGAAGAAGAAGAAGAAGAAGAAGAAGAAGAAGAAGAAGAAGAAGAAGAAGAAGGAGUGGUCAUUUGAGCUUUAUUUGGAUUAUGGAAAGGUAAAGUUGGCCAUCGCCGGUCCCAUCCGCUCAUCUUGA
This is a messenger RNA of Spirometra erinaceieuropaei, 8622 nucleotides long. Lineage: Eukaryota; Metazoa; Platyhelminthes; Cestoda; Diphyllobothriidea; Diphyllobothriidae. The record is from the annotation of a GenBank genome assembly.